Messenger RNA from Myotis myotis, 3662 nucleotides. RefSeq names its product ataxin 7 like 3B (gene ATXN7L3B). The transcript has a single exon. NCBI's taxonomy places the organism in Eukaryota, Metazoa, Chordata, Mammalia, Chiroptera, Vespertilionidae. Bases 348 to 641 code for a protein of 97 amino acids. The record is from RefSeq and is a predicted model, not a curated record. Gene Ontology annotation, biological process: regulation of gene expression.
CGGGGCUAGACGCGGAGCCCCGAGCGGAAGAGGCCCAGGCGGCUGGGUGAAGCGCGGAGACGGUUUGGCGGUGAGUCUGGGGUCGGCUGGAGCUCAAAGCCCCAGACCGCGGGGGACGCCCAGAGGCACGAAAGACUUGGGGUUCCGGGGCGGUGGCCGCCGACCGCGGGCUCGCCGGCUGCUGGUUCCCUGCCUGCGGCCGCGGACACCCCGCCUCGCCGCCUGCAGAUCGGCCCCGAGAGGCCUCCAGGCCUAGGCGCGGCCCGCGGAGCCCGACGCGCUGCCGCCGCCCGAGCUGCUGUGAGUACCGCUACGAGCGCCCUCUCCACGGUCGUUAACAGGUUAAAAUGGAGGAGAUUUCGUUGGCCAACCUGGAUACUAACAAGCUGGAGGCCAUCGCUCAGGAGAUAUACGUAGACCUGAUAGAGGAUUCUUGUUUGGGCUUCUGCUUUGAGGUGCACCGGGCAGUCAAGUGCGGCUACUUCUACCUGGAGUUCGCGGACACGGGGAGCGUGAAGGAUUUUGGCCUUCAGCCCGUGGAGGAUAAAGGAGCGUGCCGCCUCCCGCUCUGCUCCCUUCCCGGGGAGCCUGGGAACGGGCCCGAACCGCAGCUGCAGCGCUCGCCUCCGGAAUUCCAGUAGCUGCGAUGUGAGAGCGCCUGAGUGUGACCAGGACAGUAACAUAGCCCGGUCCUGUGGUCUGGAGAAGUUAGGUAGCUAAGUAGGGGGGGGAAAGAAAAUAAUAAUCAGACAAAAGCCCCAAUUCCCAUUGAAGAUUCUAGCCUUUAAAACCCCAAAGUGGAGAAUUUAAAAAUUCGGAUUCUUUUCCAAGUAUAUUGACCUGGGAUCAGUUUUUGAAACCCUGGGCAGGGGGAGCUGUGCAUCUUGCACCGUGCGAUGCCAGGCUCAUCUCCAAACGCACCCGGAAGUGCACAAGAUUCCUGGACUGCCCCCUGGCGCACAGGUGAGCCGCUGUGUGCCCAGCAUACAAGAUCCUUUGGUUCCUCAUCCUCCCGGUUUGCCCGCUGUCAAGGGCUUCUUCAGUAACGGACACUUUGGACAUAACUGAUGGCCAGGCCUUUCUCGUUGGGCCUCAGUGGACUGCUCCUCUGAUCUCUGAGCCUCUGUUUUGGGUUUCUUCAAGACAAAAUGAAAGUCAAGUAUGAGACCUGGAUAUUAACAAUUCCAAUUUGGGGAAACCGAGAAAAAGAAUUUCCUACUGAAUCUGGUAGGGGACACUCUGUGGUCUUCGGCUCCAACAAGAAAAGGUCAAGUCACCAAUUUCCCGAAGGUCCAGCAUUCACAGUGACUUCAGCGGACUUGGGGACAAGGGCUAGCCUUUUGUGGAAGAGAGCCCUCUGUGCGGCAUCCCGUGUGGUGGCAUAGGCUUGGCAGAUGGACUACUUGGUUAUCCAGGCAGGUUGAGGACUUGGUUACGGUCCCUUGGGGAGGUAGCAGGGGCCUCUGCAACUAUGCACGAUCUCUCAGAACAGCAAGAUUCAUAUCUGGAGAUACUAUUCUGUGGACAACAGUUUGGUGGGGCGGUCAUUUUCUUACUCUCGAGUUAUGGUUACAUAGCCAGUCCAUGGGUCUGACUUGGUCACUGUGCUAGGUCACUACCUGCCUUCUACCCGAGGGGCAGGCCUAAACUAUAGAGGAGCAUCAUGGCUGCGCAGGAGGCUGUGCUUUGAAAGCUGAGCCCAGAGUGGACCUCUUCCAGCAGCCCUCAAUAAUGUGAAUGGGUUAGUGAUCGGAGCCAAGGAGCAGGACUGGGUUUUCUUCCAUCUGCCUGUGCAGUAUCGAAUGCCCCUGUUCCUUGGGGUGUGCAGUUACAGAGCUCUGCUGUGGUACCUCUAGACUGUCACCACCUUCUCUGCCCCUGACAAAGGGCAGCCCUUUUCAGUUGGUCUUCUUUGGACCUUGAAUACAGGAGCUGUUUUUUGUUGUUGAAAGUCAGGGAAGGGCCCCCAGAAAUUCCUUGGCUAAAGGGAAAGGGGAAGAUGGAAAUUGUGAGCCACAUAUCAAAACUACCCUCCACUUUAUUCCCUGAUUGAGGGUUGUGAAGUGUAGAGGGGAGGGAGCCCCAAGGUGAGCAGGUGCUGCUUUAUUUGAAAUGUUUUCUUACCUCAUUCUGUGCCCCAGUAAGGGGCCCAGCCUCAUCUGUCCGGCUUGGCCCCAUCUUCCUCCUUUUCCCUGCUCCACUGCCUAUCUGGUGCAGCUCAUGAUUCCAGGUGCUGCCUGCCACCUUGAUUUUACAAUGACCAGUUUCAAUUCAUUCCUUGAUGCUCCUGCUUCUGAAGCCUAACCAGUUUCGUUUUCCUUGGCUUCUUUUAAGUUUUUCCCCUUGUUUUUGUGGGAGACUCAGAAGAAUCUAUGGCUCCCUCUGUUGGGAUUAGGGUGGGGAAAAAAAACGUAAUUGUUUGUAUAUGAAAGGCAAUGUGAUCCCCAAGUCUUUCUCCUCUAGGACUGCCUUGCUAAUAUGCCUUCCUGUUGUGUCUUAUUUCAUGAGGAGUUAUAGCUUCCCACUUCCACUUGGAUAAGCAGAAGAACAGUAAAGGCUAGAGACAAACACAUGGAUGGAGUGGGUCCUGAUCCAUUUUCUCUAACCCUGGCUAUGCAUGUAUCCUUUCUUAUUCUAGAAGGAAUUAUUUGGAUGGUGUGGACUGAUUUGGGUUACAUGCUCUAGAAGAUUUAGGAAACAAUAGUAAUAGGGGCUCAAGAUUGUAGAUUAAUGCAUUCUCCCCCUAGAGUUGUCCUGGUCAGGGUAGGGGCCUAGUUACAGAUUGGUCUUUAAUCCAAGAAUUAUGAUUACUUUUUAAAAAGUCAAACUUUGGCAAGAGCUAAAAUAAUUUUGGGUAAUCUGCCCUUGACUUUUUAUAGACAUCUUCUAAGGAGAUGCAGAAGUAAAGGAGGGUUUAAGUGAUUCUCUGGCCUACUUCCAGAUAAUGUCUGGGAAACAGGCUGACGAUAAUGCCAUUGUCCACUCUUCCAUCAGAGAGGGAGCUCAGAUUGUGACAUUACCAUUUUCUUACUGGCCUUUUCUCCUGGUUAGAGGAUGAAGUGGGAAGUUCAUAUUAUCUCUCACUUGGUAUUGUUUUUUGCUCCACUAUCAGGGCAGUCGCCCCCGGCCCUGGAUGGGUAUGCAGUGAGCUAAAACAAACUUAACUCCUUUCAUUUUGGUGGAGGUAAUGCGCCCUACCAUAUAGUUGACAGUGAUUAGGAACUCUCCCUUUCCUUACCUAUCUUCCCGCUAACAGCAAAAUUCUUAUCCUUUCCUCUUCAAUUAAAUGUAUUGAUCACCCUGUAAUUCUAUUAUGUGUCUGUUUGUGUGUGUGUGUGUGUGUGUGUGUGUGUGUGUGUGUGUAUGUAUGGGGGGAAGGGGUUCUUUACAAAAGUUCUGUGGUUUGUGGCUUAUUCUUCCAUACAUUAUUUCCUAUCACUGCAUGCCCAGGGGCCAUUACCUGGCAUUAUCGCAUGCUGGGAUCAUUGGGGAAGUGUAGUGAAAUUCACCUCUGUCCUUUGUUUUGGAGAUUCUUAUUUUUGCAAAGUAGUUUAUCCUACAUAGAUUGCUGUGUAUUCCCCUUCCCCUAUGGCUGCUGGUGUAAAUAAAUUGCAUCUCCCCAUUGGUAAAUAGUAAUAAUAAAAUUUUAAAAAAUGACUUUA